This is a messenger RNA of Penicillium concentricum, 1701 nucleotides long. RefSeq names its product fungal specific transcription factor domain-containing protein. Gene Ontology annotation, biological process: DNA-templated transcription. The record is from RefSeq and is a predicted model, not a curated record. Bases 1 to 1701 code for a protein of 566 amino acids. Gene Ontology annotation, molecular function: DNA binding; zinc ion binding. Lineage: Eukaryota; Fungi; Ascomycota; Eurotiomycetes; Eurotiales; Aspergillaceae. The transcript has 3 exons.
AUGUCGUCUCACAAGGAUAGGAUCGACACCUCCGGUGGCACUCGAGAAAUCCUCACCCGCUUACAUGAAAUCGAGGCAAUGCUCAAGAAUCAGUCACAUCAAAUCUCAGAAAUCAGAGAGCCCCAUAUUGGUGCCCAUGCUGUCCCCAAGGCCCUGCCCCCUGGCCGCAUAUCGGCCCUAGCAAGAGAGCGUCCGAAUGCUACCAUGCCCUCGCCCUGGUCAUUCUCCGGAUUAGACAUCCAACCAAAUUUGCCAGAACUACCCCCAUUGACAAUCCCAGUCAAACACAAAACAUCCUCUAGUUACCUCCUGAGCUUACCCUCGGUCAAAUCCCUCAUCGGGGAGUAUCCGACCGAUUUGUUUUUCAUGUUAGAAUCACGAGCUCACCUCCCUCCGGAGCUGUCGUUCGAGAGAUGGCCGUCAGUACCAGAACCAUCAAUUGAAAUUGAAAACGAUCUGGCUACUAAUUUAGUAUCUAUCUUCUUCGCGUCAGCUCAUCAUAAUCAUCCGAUCUUGGAUCCAGGCAGGUUUCAAGAUAUCUUCAGCGGGUUUCUGGAGAAUGGGCCUGAUUCGAGUAUUGAAUCGACUUUAUGCAUGGUUGUGCUAGCACUUGGUGCCGUCGCUGGUUUACCAUCAGAUGCGCAUGCAUUUCUUCAUUCGCCCCCAGGCAUGGAGUACAUGCAGCACGCCAUGCCAACCCUCCUCAGCCAGUCUGCAUGGUCAUUCUCAUCUAGCCUCGUGCUACCACAAGCGCUUGUUCUUGCUAGCGUGUACUUCGCAUAUAUCGUCCGCCCCCUUCAAAGUUGGCGACUCAUCUACUCCGCCACGACGAUAAUUCAGUUCAAACUUUCAGGAAUUGACAGCCAACAGAAAGAACCUUGGUGGCGAGAGAGCUUGAUCCGUCUAUUUUGGUCCUGCUUUUUGAUUGAGUGCGAUCGACUCGCCGAGCUGGAACUCCCACGAAGUGGUUUGCAACAACUGACCGACGAAAUUAGUCUUCCGGAAUGCACUAAUCUUGGGAUGAUGCAAUCGACCUGCUACCUGGCAGAGAUAUCUAUUCGAAGAUUACUAAACCGUGUGCAUAAUUCCCUCUACCCGAGCAAAAAGCACGGUUUAACGCUAUCGUCCACCACAUUGACCACACCGGAGGAGUUUUCUAUGGAUGAUAUAUCAUCCAUGAGUGCAGUUUGCGAUGAGCUACGUUCACAACUCGAGUUGUGGCAUUCUUCGAUACCAGACAGCAUUCGUCCAAAACUCAACAUCGAAGCUUCCAUGCAGGAAUCGGAUGAUCGCCAGGCAAUACUACGGAUUCGGUAUUUUGCCGCGCGUCAUAUCAUAUACAGGCCAUUUGUCCUCUUUAUUGUGACUCACGAUUUCACCUGCAUAUCCCAUGAUAUUGUUGAGAAGGCUGGGAUUUGCAUCGAGAGCUGCCGAUGUUACGUUCACAGCACCACCCGGAUCCUGAAGCACCCGAGCCAGUACACAUGGACAUUCUCUUUAUCAUCACUGGGUGCCAUUGUCAUUUUAACGCUCGCUUCACUCAAUCCCGCUUUGCAACAUUUGGUGGCCGAUAUUGACGCACUACAAAGCCUGGCUUUGAAUAAUAUCCGACCGUGGGCUUUUUCCAGCCUUGAAGCUGUUAUAACUAUACUUGAAGAUGUUCAGAAAAAGCAAAGACUUUUCACGCGUAUGAAUCGCUGA